UUGGUGUAUGAGGUGUUUUGUUUUGUGUUGUUCCCACUGACCUACAAUAAUAACGUUGUUCCAUGUUCAAUUCAAUUAUUUAAAUAAUAAUGUUAGUGUUUUAUUUAGCAUGAAGAUUUUAGGUGCAUAUUUACUAUUUUUGUUAAAUAUACAAAAAAAUUGCCUAGGAAAAGCUUAAUCAAGAGAACUAGCCUAAGUUAGGCCUAGAUCCUAGGCCUUUUUUUAACUAGCCUACUAAAGUAGCCUAGGCCUUAUCCCAGUGUGUCAUUGAUAGGCCUAUCUCAUAUUUUUUGCAAGGUCUAACUAGGCCUAGCUUAGUAUGGCAUUUCAGACUCAAACUGCAAGAGAAAAUAGAAAAAUUCUUCUAGAAGAUUUACAAUUGAAGAAGCUGCAGCUUUUAAAGCAAGGAGUUGUACCUCUAACAUCAACCCCAUUAGCCAUCUCUUCAGUACCAGGAAAUGCACCAAGCCCAGGAUCUGAACACUUGUCUUCGGUCCAACGAGGAGCUGUUAUACAAGCACAAGCGUCCUUCGGGUUUUUUGUCCCUCAAGACUCUCUAUUCGGCAACGUGAUUCUCCCAGUACUUCCACGUUACGACAUCAAACCGUGA
Messenger RNA from Macrosteles quadrilineatus (aster leafhopper), 610 nucleotides. RefSeq names its product SOSS complex subunit C homolog. The coding region runs from base 320 to 610 and encodes 96 amino acids. The transcript is spliced from 3 exons. Gene Ontology annotation, biological process: DNA repair. The record is from RefSeq and is a predicted model, not a curated record. Gene Ontology annotation, cellular component: SOSS complex; nucleoplasm; nucleus. NCBI's taxonomy places the organism in Eukaryota, Metazoa, Arthropoda, Insecta, Hemiptera, Cicadellidae.